AUGAAAAAUAUAGAGGAAAUGCCAUCAAAAUCACAAUUAGUUGCUCAUAGAUCAAGAGGUUUAAUCAAUACCUCAAAUACUUGUUUCAUGAAUGUUAUCCUUCAAUCUUUAACAGGUUGUCAAUUGUUUUUAAGGGUUAUUAAAAAUUUAUCAGAUUUAGAAGAUUUAGGAAAAUAUCCAACUUUACAUAGUUUUAACCAAUUUUAUACAGAAUAUUUUUCAAAUCCUACUUCAAAUAUAUUGAAUAAUAAUAGUAAUUCAACAACAACAACAUCUUCAUCUUCAACUACAGCUACAACAACAUCAACAUCAAAUAAUAAUAAAUCGCAAACACCAACAUCACCAAUACAACAACAUCAUCAGAGUCAAACUAAUGGUUUAAGUAAUCAACCAUCAGUAGCAACACAAUCACAACAACAACAACAACCACAACCACCAAUUAAUCCGAAACAUUUUAAUGAUUUAGUUAAAUCAUUUAAUUCAAAAGUAUCACCAGUACCUCAAACAACCGUUUCACCUCAUUCAAUGGUUCAAGUUUCAAAAAAGAAAUUAAAACUUCAACUUUAUAAUAAUUCGUUACCACAAACUAUUUGUCAACAAGAUGCUCAAGAAUUUUUAGUAUUCCUUUUAGAUUUAAUUCAUGAAGAAUUUUUAACAUUAAUAAAAGAUAUUGAUAUACCAAAAGAGGAUGAUAAAUCAACACCAACAUCAACAUCAAUUGUUGACGAUAAUUGGGAAGUAGUUGGUAAAAAGGGUAAAACUGCAAUCAUUACAAAUAGUCAACAAGAAUUACCAAAAACUCCAAUUUCACAAAUAUUUUCAGGUGUUUUAAGAAGUAGUUUUAAUAGAACCGGAAGUAAAGAAUCAAUUACAGUUGAACCAUUUUAUUGUUUACAUUUGGAUAUUAGACCAGAAGAGAUUAAUAGUUUAGAGGAUGCACUUAAAUUCUUUAUGAAACCAGAGAUUAUUGAAGGUUAUACAUGUUCAACUAAAAAGAUUGAAAUAUCAGCUUCAAAGAGUUGGUCCUUUGAAUCAUUACCAAGAAUUUUAAUUGUUCAUUUCAAGAGGUUUGCUUUUGAGAGUGAUACUUCAAAGAAAUUGGAUAAAUUAAUUCGUUUCCCAACUCAAUUAUCACUUUCAACCGCUUCAAAUCAUCAAACUCAAAAGAAAUACUCACUAUUCUCUGUCGUUAGUCAUCAUGGUAGAGGUUUAUCUCAAGGUCAUUACACUUGUGAUAUCUAUCAACCACAACAAGCUCAAUGGAUUAGAUAUGAUGAUUCAACUUUUACUGAAGUAAAAGAACAAGAUGUUUUAAAUAGAGAAGCUUAUCUAUUAUUAUAUCAACUUGUUAAUUAA
Messenger RNA from Dictyostelium discoideum AX4, 1356 nucleotides. RefSeq names its product ubiquitin hydrolase B (gene ubpB). Gene Ontology annotation, molecular function: cysteine-type deubiquitinase activity. Gene Ontology annotation, biological process: protein deubiquitination. Bases 1 to 1356 code for a protein of 451 amino acids. Lineage: Eukaryota; Evosea; Eumycetozoa; Dictyosteliales; Dictyosteliaceae. The transcript is spliced from 4 exons. The record is from RefSeq and is a predicted model, not a curated record.